UGUGCUGAGUGUGUCUGUUUAAAUAUUGGGGGUGGGUGUAUAUCUCUCUCCCUUUCUCUCUCUCUUGCUUUCUCUACGGUAGCUGUCGUGUAAUGGUAGUGAAAUAGUCAUCAUUGCUUGAAGCGUAUAGUAAAGAAAGCAUGGCUGCCAGUCGGGUACUCGUAUACGGAGGAAGAGGUGCACUGGGUAGCAAAAUUGUUCAGCACUUCAAAUCUAAAGGAUGGUGGGUAGCCAGCAUCGAUAUCGUUGCCAGUGAGGAGGCAAACGCGAACGUGCUGGUGAAGUUGUCGGAGUCAUUUACUGAGCAAGCAGGACAGGUGACAGCAGAUGUGGCCCAGUUGCUAGGGGACCAGAAAGUGGAUGCCAUCUUGUGUGUGGCAGGUGGAUGGGCUGGAGGAAAUUGCAGCUCCAAAGACCUGUACAAAAACACAGACAUGAUGUGGAAGCAGAGUGUGUGGACCUCUACCAUAUCUAGCCAUCUGGCUGCUGUGCACCUGAAGCAGGGUGGACUACUGACUCUGGCUGGGGCUAAAGCAUCACUGGGUGGUACUAGUGGCAUGGUGGGCUAUGGCAUGGCCAAGUCAGCAGUCCACCAGCUCUGUCAGAGUUUAGCAGGAGAAGACAGUGGGAUGCCCCCUGGAGCUGUGGCAGUUGCCAUACUACCGGUAACCUUGGAUACUCCAAUGAACAGGAAGUUCAUGCCUGAUGCAGACUUUGGUUCCUGGACACCACUGGAGUACAUUGCAGAAACUUUCUUCAGUUGGGCCACCGGUGCGGAUCGUCCAGCAUCGGGAAGUCUGAUGCAGCUCACCACCACCGGAGGCAAGACACAGGCCCUACCCACACAAUAAGACACAUUUCCUACCCACAUAAUAAGACACAUUUCCUACCCACAUAAUAAGACACAGGCCCUACCCACAUAAUAAGACACAUUUCCUACCCACAUAAUAAGACACAGGCCCUACCCAGACAAUAAGGCACAUUUCCUACCCACACAAUAAGGCACAUUUCCUACCCACACAAUAAGACACAUUUCCUACCCACACAAUAAGGCACAUUUCCUACCCACACAAUAAGACACAUUUCCUACCCACACAAUAAGACACAUUUCCUACCCACACAAUAAGACACAUUUCCUACCCACACAAUAAGACACAUUUCCUACCCACAUUAUAAGACACAUUUCCUACCCACAUAAUAAGACACAGGCCCUACCCACACAAUAAGACACAUUUCCUACCCACACAAUAAGACACAUUUCCUACCCACAUAAUAAGACACAGGCCCUACCCACACAAUAAGGCACAUUUCCUACCCACACAAUAAGACACAUUUCCUACCCACACAAUAAGGCACAUUUCCUACCCACACAAUAAGACACAUUUCCUACCCACACAAUAAGACACAUUUCCUACCCACACAAUAAGACACAUUUCCUAUCCACACAAUAAGACACAUUUCCUACCCACACAAUAAGACACAUUUCCAACCCACACAAUGACACAUUUCCUACCCACAUUAUAAGACACAUUUCCUACCCACAUUAUAAGACACAUUUCCUACCCACAUAAUAAGACACAGGCCCUACCCACACAAUAAGACACAUUUCCUACCCACACAAUAAGACACAUUUCCUACCCACACAAUAAGGCACAUUUCCUACCCACAUAAUAAGACACAGGCCCUACCCACAUAAUAAGACACUGGCCCUACCCACACAAUAAGACACAUUUCCUACCCUCACAAUAAGACACAUUUCCUACCCACACAAUAAGACACAUUUCCUACCCACACAAUAAGACACAUUUCCUACCCACACAAUAAGACACAUUUCCUACCCACACAAUAAGACACUUUUCCAACGCACACAAUAAGACACAUUUCCUACCCACAUUAUAAGACACAUUUCCUACCCACAUAAUAAGACACAGGUCCUACCCACACAAUAAGGCACAUUUCCUACCCACACAAUAAGACACAUUUCCUACCCACACAAUAAGACACAUUUCCUACCCACACAAUAAGACACAUUUCCAACCCACACAAUAAGACACAUUUCCUACCCACAUUAUAAGACACAUUUCCUACCCACAUAAUAAGACACAGGCCCUACCCACACAAUAAGACACAUUUCCUACCCACACAAUAAGGCACAUUUCCUACCCACAUAAUAAGACACAUUUCCUACCCACAUAAUAAGACACAGGCCCUACCCACACAAUAAGACACAUUUCCUACCCACACAAUAAGACACAUUUCCUACCCACACAAUAAGGCACAUUUCCUACCCACAUAAUAAGACACAGGCCCUACCCACAUAAUAAGACACAGGCCCUACCCACAUAAUAAGACACAGGUCCUACCCACACAAUAAGACACAUUUCCUACCCACACAAUAAGACACAUUUUCUACCCACAUAAUAAGACACAGGCCCUACCCACAUAAUAAGACACAGGCCCUACCCACACAAUAAGACACAUUUCCUACCCACACAAUAAGACGCAUUUCCUACCCACACAAUAAGGCACAUUUCCUACCCACACAAUAAGACACAUUUCCUACCCACAUAAUAAGACACAUUUCCUACCCACACAAUAAGACACAUUUCCUACCCACAUAAUAAGACACAUUUCCUACCCACAUAAUAAGACACAGGCCCUACCCACACAAUAAGGCACAUUUCCUACCCACACAAUAAGACACAUUUCCUACCCACACAAUAAGACACAUUUCCUACCCACACAAUAAGACACAUUUCCUACCCACACAAUAAGACACAUUUCCUACCCACACAAUAAGACACUUUUCCAACGCACACAAUAAGACACAUUUCCUACCCACAUUAUAAGACACAUUUCCUACCCACAUAAUAAGACACAGGCCCUACCCACACAAUAAGGCACAUUUCCUACCCACACAAUAAGACACAUUUCCUACCCACACAAUAAGACACAUUUCCUACCCACACAAUAAGACACAUUUCCAACCCACACAAUAAGACACAUUUCCUACCCACAUUAUAAGACACAUUUCCUACCCACAUAAUAAGACACAGGCCCUACCCACACAAUAAGACACAUUUCCUACCCACACAAUAAGGCACAUUUCCUACCCACAUAAUAAGACACAUUUCCUACCCACAUAAUAAGACACAGGCCCUACCCACACAAUAAGACACAUUUCCUACCCACACAAUAAGACACAUUUCCUACCCACACAAUAAGGCACAUUUCCUACCCACACAAUAAGGCACAUUUCCUACCCACAUAAUAAGACACAGGCCCUACCCACAUAAUAAGACACAGGCCCUACCCACAUAAUAAGACACAGGUCCUACCCACACAAUAAGACACAUUUCCUACCCACACAAUAAGACACAUUUUCUACCCACAUAAUAAGACACAGGCCCUACCCACAUAAUAAGACACAGGCCCUACCCACACAAUAAGACACAUUUCCUACCCACACAAUAAGACGCAUUUCCUACCCACACAAUAAGGCACAUUUCCUACCCACACAAUAAGACACAUUUCCUACCCACAUAAUAAGACACAUUUCCUACCCACACAAUAAGACACAUUUCCUACCCACAUAAUAAGACACAUUUCCUACCCACAUAAUAAGACACAGGCCCUACCCACACAAUAAGGCACAUUUCCUACCCACACAAUAAGACACAUUUCCUACCCACACAAUAAGACACAUUUCCUACCCACAUAAUAAGACACAGGCCCUACCCACAUAAUAAGACACAGGCCCUACCCACAUAAUAAGACACAUUUCCUACCCACACAAUAAGACACAUUUCCUACCCACACAAUAAGACACAUUUCCUACCCACACAAUAAGACACAUUUCCUACCCACACAAUAAGGCACAUUUCCUACCCACACAAUAAUACAUAGGCCCUACCCACACAAUAUGACACAGGCCCCACCCACACAAUAAGGCACAGGACCUAAACACACAAUAAGACACAGGACCUAACCACACAAUAAGGCACAGGGCCUAACCACACAAUAAGGCACAGGACCUACCCACAAAAUAGGAGACUGACCAGACUGACCAGGUGAAUAUAGAUAAAAGCUAUGAUCUCUUAUUGAUGCCACUUGUUAAAUCCACUUCAAUCAGUGUAGAUGAGGGGGAGGAGACAGUUUAAAUAAGGAUUUUUAAGCCUUGAGACAAUUGAGACAUGGAUUGUGUGUGUGUACCGUUCAGAGGGUGAAUGGGCAAUAACAAGUAUUUAAGUGCUUUUGAACGGGGUAUGGUAGUAGGUGCCAGGCGCACCGGUUUAUGUCAGGAACUGCAACACUUAACAGUUUCCCUUGUGUAUCAAAAAUGGUCCACCACCCAAAGGACAUCCAGCCAACUUGACACAACUGUGGGAAGCAUUGGAGUCAACAUGGUCCAGCACGCUUUCGACACCUUGUAGAGUCCAUGCAUUGUCGAAUUGAGGCUAUUUUGUACAGUCAGUGUAUGUGACCUUAUAGAAAUGUAAGCAAGGUUUGAAAUUAUUAUGUUUUAGUCAAAUAUUAUAUCUGUUUGGACUUCUUGUGGUCAAUUUACCGUAAAUGGCAGAAUAUAGUUGAUUAUCCCUGGUAUAGAGAGAUGGAGAGGAGGGAGGGGAAGGUAGGAGAGCGGGGACGGUAAAAAAAAUAUGCCCACAAUACCAUCUAGUGGUAGAAUGAAUCAGUUGCAGAGGAAACGUGAACCUCAAGUACAUUUACUUAUUUUGAAUUCUUUUAGUUUGAUCCAGUUUGAGAUUUAUGAAAAUGAGUAAGCCGCUGUCUUAAUGUCAAACGUACAAUACAUUUCAGUGGAGUUGCGAUACUCUGUGUCUUGUGCUGAGUGUACCCAAUAUGCGUGUGAAUGGUUGGUUGAAGAUGUACUGUCUAAGUACUAUUAUCAGUAUCUCAUAACAAUUGUUUUGAAAUUUUGUGCUGUUUGAUGUGGUUUUACCUCUGUCUCAAUGUGAAUAAAAAUCCACAUUAAUCACAA
Oncorhynchus masou masou (cherry salmon) is the source of this 4999-nucleotide messenger RNA. RefSeq names its product dihydropteridine reductase-like. Gene Ontology annotation, cellular component: cytoplasm. NCBI's taxonomy places the organism in Eukaryota, Metazoa, Chordata, Actinopteri, Salmoniformes, Salmonidae. The record is from RefSeq and is a predicted model, not a curated record. Gene Ontology annotation, molecular function: NADPH binding; 6,7-dihydropteridine reductase activity; NADH binding. The coding region runs from base 141 to 851 and encodes 236 amino acids. The transcript has 7 exons. Gene Ontology annotation, biological process: tetrahydrobiopterin biosynthetic process; L-phenylalanine catabolic process.